Hyaloperonospora brassicae is the source of this 2667-nucleotide messenger RNA. NCBI's taxonomy places the organism in Eukaryota, Oomycota, Peronosporomycetes, Peronosporales, Peronosporaceae. The record is from the annotation of a GenBank genome assembly.
AUGACGGAGCCCCUGCGCGGCGUCUGCAGCUCACCGCAGUCGUCAGUCGAUGGCGAAGCGGACACCGCUAGUGCGUCGCGCUUCAGCUUCUCUCCGUCAAGUACCGCUGCGCAGAGCACGCGUCGCUCGACGGCCGCGGAGCCGCGAUCGACCGCGUUGAAGACGAUCGUACCUAGCAGGAAAAAACGCAACAGGACCGCGGCGAGUCCGAAACGUACCCACGAGUUGGUACACGCCGCACCGCGCGACUUUGUCGCGUACUUAGCCGAGCACUUGAGGGCAGAGCCGCAGCUUAAGUACGCGAGCGGGACGACACAGGACGCGAUCGUAGAGCUGCCGACGGUGAAGCAGUGGCCGAGUAAACACCAGCGCGACGCGUUUGUGCGCUGGGUCCGCUCGCUCGGCUUUGGACCGAGUGGUGCGCUGGGACGCAACGUACUUUGUGCUGCUGGGGCAAAGGCUGACGAGGUGCGGCGUGCACUGACGCUGGACGAGGCUGGUCCACCUGCACGCCGUGUCCGUCGAACUACCAACAGGAGCCGCGAAGCUGUUGUUGCGAGUGACGGUUGUUUACUUGGUCAUGGUGACGAACAUCAUGCUGGAGACGGGAGAAGCCAGAGAGAAGAGUACGGAUCGGAUGCCCCAAUGGUCCGGUUGAAACAGUACUUUGAGAAGCUAGAAGCUCAGACGCUCGAAGUUGUGUCGUUUUCCGAGCAUCACCGACUGCUGUCGUCGUGGCAGCACAAAGCAAUCGCCGAUGCAAUGGAAGAUGUGCUGGCACAACCAUCGAAGCGUCGAGACCGUCGACUCGCGCGUCGACGAUCCAUGCUCGAGAGGACACCAGCUCGACGGCUAUCUUCUAUAGCUCUUACAUCGCCGUGUCGUCUUCUUCCACCGGUGGAUGACGACUGGAUGUGGGAUCGAGAAAAGCUCGAUAGGAGGAUGUCGUUGACUCCAGUCAAGCGACGUAUCGCGCAAAGCGACAAGCGACCAACUGAAACAGAGAACGUGCAAGGAGAACGUGUGUUGUGUCUCGUUCUCCACUCUGGCGUGAUCGAUGUCAAGUCGUUCAGGGACGUGCUUCGGCAAGUCUCGAUCAUGGCAUACGCUUGGGUUAUCGCAGAUUACUCUAAGAAAGUGAAUCAUUGCUCAAUGACCGAUGUAUACAGACGUCAUCCACGCGGCCAUUACCACGCAAGUGGGGCUUACAAAGAAGUGUACAAGGUGUACUCGUCGGAGCAAAACCGCCUUGAGGCCAUUAGCGUGAUGAAUGUUAGCGCACUGGAAGAAAUUGGCAACCAGAGUGUCAUUCGCCAAGAGGUGGCCCACUCAGUGUUGCUGUCACACGCAACCGAGGACGGUAUUUGCCCGAACUUUCUUCGAGUAUACGAUGUAUUCCUUGCACACGAUCAACCUCGAUCUGACUUAUGGGGAAGCAAAACGCACCGCAAGCCGGUUGAGUUGCUAGCGAGCGCGGAUGCCAAUCCCAGUGCGGAUGCUUGCGAGGAAGACUUGGCGGUGUGUCCAAGUGACAACAGCGAGCGGUUGUUCCAGUACAUCCGGAUGGAAUUUUGCGACGGUGGCGAUCUGGAGAACUUCAUUGCGCUGCAGAAAGAUAAGAUCCUGCCUGUGGCAUGUGUGGCUGUGCCAUUUUUCUUCCAGAUGGUUUACAGUCUUUACUGUGCCCGAGAGAGAUUUAACCUGCGGCAUUGUGAUAUCAAGCUCCUCAACUUUUUUCUGAAAGACAUUGGCAGCAGCAAUGUCCACAAGGAUCUAGGAUCUGACGUCGUACUACACUACCUACUGGAAGAUGCCUGUUUCGUUCUUCGAAUGCCUGCCUCCUUCUCGUAUUGGGUCAAGCUCGCAGACUACGGUGCAGCCGACUCCAACCCGGAAAACCUGGGAAAGUCUGUCACGAUCGACCAGUUCACGACACUUGAAAACUCACCGAUCGAGCACCUGCUGGAAGGUGAUGCAGCUGAGCAGUCUUAUGCCGCGGACACAUUCUGUUUGGGUCUAUGCAUGCUACACUUGUUUACUGGAAGCGCACCAUACGAAGAAAUUAUGGACGACGUGCGCUGUCCUGAGGAGCUUCUGAAAGGCCUGACUAGCGUUUGGAUGAGUCCGCGUAAGAACUCGGGGUUUUCUGUGAUAAAGAGCGUGGCGCGCGGCGAUGACGUCGACACGCUCUGUCACACACUCUACCGCUACCUUGUGCUAUUUGGGCUACCUGAGCGAAACCCAAGCGAAAGCAGAGGAAUCGAUAAGGUGUGGCAAGUGUUGUUAACACACUUGCGGCCAGAGGAUCCAGCGCUGACGCACCUUCAACGACGAUCGAGACGAACAAAAGGCGUGAAUGAGGCGCGACUGCUCGCAACAUCGCAGUUUGACAAGGACAAGUCGUUGUACUCCAUCGCUAAUGGUUCGAACGACAUCAUUCGUCGAUGCCGUGAAGGACUGCAAUCGACAUCUGGGGCAAUGGAGCUGCUGAAGGAGCUGGUGGCGUUUGACCCGGUCAAGCGUCCUACACUAAAGCAAGUGAUGUUUCACCCGGUGUUUUCAGGCCACCGCCUGCCUUCCAAGAGCAAUGAAGCCGCCCCGCCGGACUAUGUAAUCACUUACUACAAGAACCGUCAUCGAGGUGGUCGCACGAUCCCGGACGUGUAG